AUGAUGGACUCUAAUGGCGCCGUGCAGGCGCCGCCUGCGCCCCCUCAAGCUGCGCAGUCAGCCAACAGCGCUGCAGCUACUGGACCAAGUAGUAUGGCUGUCCAGCCCAACGGGAGUGCUCACACGUACACAGAGGAGGGGGUAGUGGAGAUGGUGUGUCGCCUCAACUCCCCUUCUGCUGCCAGAGAAGGGGGAGCAACAACUAGCGCAGCCAACGAAUACCUCACAAACUUCCAGAAGGAUCCGAGCGCCUGGGGCAUUUGCAUCUCCAUUCUGAAUAAGAACAGUCAUCCCCAGCAGCAGCAGCAGCAGCAGCUACUUGCACCCGGGAACCGAUCCCCCGAGGUUCUUCACUUCGUUGCCCAAACCCUGGCUGCGCAGGCACGGGCAGGCUUCCCACAGCAGCUCUCGGCUCUCUUGAGGCUGCCGGGGGCUUCAGCUGUCUCAGCUGCAGCUGGGGGUGGUACUUCAGUAGGCGGUGCAUCUCAGGUGUAUGCGGAGCUACGGGAUGGCUUGCUGCAGCUCGUGUUUGCCUUCAGAGAUGCCCCCUUACCUGCGCUGCGUCAGUUGUGUAUCGCCCUCUCGGCAGCGCUCAUCUUCGGUGCCUCUGCCACAGAAGGGGCCCCCAUAGGGGGCCCCGGUGCUGUGGGUGGGGGCCUCCAGCUGGGUCCUGUGCUGCAGACGCUUGGCCAGAAAGCAGGAAAGGAGGGUUUUUUACCUCUGUUGGAGUUGCUUGUCUUACUCCCUGAGGAGUUAUGCACCAAGCGGUACGUGUGA
Messenger RNA from Eimeria mitis, 777 nucleotides. RefSeq lists its product as uncharacterized. Gene Ontology annotation, cellular component: nuclear membrane; cytoplasm. The transcript has a single exon. The coding region runs from base 1 to 777 and encodes 258 amino acids. NCBI's taxonomy places the organism in Eukaryota, Apicomplexa, Conoidasida, Eucoccidiorida, Eimeriidae. Gene Ontology annotation, biological process: protein import into nucleus. The record is from RefSeq and is a predicted model, not a curated record.